Molecule: messenger RNA, 1062 nt
Organism: Lolium perenne
Lineage: Eukaryota; Viridiplantae; Streptophyta; Magnoliopsida; Poales; Poaceae
Source: RefSeq, a predicted model, not a curated record
UCUACGAGUAUCUCUUUUGCUUAGCUCGUCAAGGCGAUGAACUGAUCGACAAGACAACACGAGAGACGGGGGACAGCUGUAGCCAAGCUAGGGAGCCAUGGCGCCCCAGACGAAGAAAGAGAGAGCGGCGGAGGCCAGGGCGAGCUCCUCGAAGCCCGUGGCGGCGGGGCCGCCCCAGGUGCAGCGGCGGAUGGUGAGAGGAGGCGCGUGGACCAGCCGCCGGAUUUCCUUCUACGCCUCCCGCGUCUACUUCCUGCUCAUCAUCCUCCAGAUCCCGCUCUUCAGGGUCCCUUGUAGAGCAGGCAUAUGCACAACACCAAUUCAAAUUACUUCUUCGCAGUUGGUCUCAAAUGAGAUAUUCCCACCAGCUGUUGUUAAGGCCAUGCUUUUCCCGGGAGCUAUAGUUAGCAACAUCACCACAAGUAUGAGCAUGACAUUUCCAAGGUGGAGUGACUUGUUCGACAUAUACAAUCUGACAGAAGUUAAGAAUGCUUCAGCAGUAAUUGAUCUACAGCGUCUAGAGAUGCUUGCUGGAAGCUACUUCUGUGUUGCUGGAGCACUUGUUGGCGUCAUUAAUCCUGGGAGGAUGAUCUUGUUUGGAACCCUUCUGGUUAUCUGGGGUCUAGUGAAAGAUGCGCUCUUCCGGAAGCCCAUGAACAGUGAAGCAACAGAACCAGUCUAUGUCUACCCUACCAUUUUGAUUGCGCUGAUAUGUUCAUUCAUGUCAAUAACUUACAAUAUAAAGAAGAAAGCGAGAAGCAGCCAGUCUGUUUCUAUCUCUAAGCCACUGCAAAGUUCGGCGAAGUCAAAACUGAAGUAGACACUUUACAGUCAGUUUGUCGGAGCCCCUUAUCUAUGUAGUUCAUUUCCAUCAUCUGAUUGCUGUAGUUCAUUUCCAUCAUCUGAUUGCUGAGCUGCUCAAGAUAGAUGGAAUGAUAGCCUGAUUCUGGUUCUCAUGUAUCACUUACUGUAAUCUUUACUAUUCUCAUUUGUAUUGAAUGCUCAAACUCUACAAUUUUGAUCAGGUUUAUUUCCGCAGUAAUGUUAUUGAUGUCUUUUUUA